This is a messenger RNA of Linum tenue, 1119 nucleotides long. The record is from the annotation of a GenBank genome assembly. NCBI's taxonomy places the organism in Eukaryota, Viridiplantae, Streptophyta, Magnoliopsida, Malpighiales, Linaceae.
AUGCUAGAAGGGGUGAGUUGGAGUGUUAGGGAUGGGCGUUCCACCCUGUUCUGGGAUGAUAAGUGGGUGGAUGGUGGCACAGUGCUAGCAGAGCACGCCUGGAAGAGCAAACCAGGCUUCCUAGCUGGCGCGACAGUCGCGGAGAUGACCACGACGUCAGGUGAGUGGAACAUCCAUUUGAUUGAACAGUUCUUACCUAGUGAUCUCUGCUUGCAGGUUAUAGGGAUGGCGCCACCGAAACAGGACUUGGGAGAGGACGAAAUCGUGUGGGGCUUGGAGGAGAAAGGCAACUUCACGCUACGUUCGGCGUACCAACUAGCAGCCGACGUGGAUGGGAGCGUGACACACCAAGGAUGGCGCGAUGUUUGGAGAUGGCCGGGACCGAACCGGGUGCGGCACUUCCUUUGGCUCAUGUCCCAUGGCGCGCUACUCACCAACGCGGAAAGGCAACGACGACAUCUAACACCCUCCAGCAGGUGCGCUCGCUUCAAGGAGGCGGACGAGACUCCGGAGCACACGUUCAGGACGUGCAAGUACGCCCAACAAGUUUGGAGGCAGACCGUCCCGGACGCAGCUUCACCGUCGGAUCGUAGAAGCCUCAAGGAUUGGUUCUUUUAUUUCCUCAAGCAUCCCGCGAAGCAGGUUCGUUUUGGCUUUACCUGCUGGUUCUUAUGGCGCUCGAGGAAUGACUAUGUCUUUUCAGACAUUGAGGAGCCCUCUAGUAAGUUAUCACAAAGGAUCCUAGCCUGGGAGAUCAUCGCGCAAAAAAGUAAGGCAGCGGAACAAGCCAUAUCACUGGGGAGGUCGGGGCUGAGUCGAGACGUUGCUGUUGGGUGGAGACCAGCCCCGACAGGGUGGAUCACGGUGAACUCGGAUGGUUCGCUUCUGCGAUUGUCCGAGUCUACCGUUGUAGGUGGUGCGCUUAGAGAUGGGCAGGGUCGCUUACUAGGGGCUUUCUCAAUGAAUCUGGGAAGAUGUACCAUUACUCGAGCGGAGAUCUGGGGUGCUCUUCGUGGACUGCAGAUGGCGUGGGACUCUGGUCGCAGAAGGGUCGAGCUACAGCUAGACUCUACCACGGCCAUCACUCUCCUAUCGCCAGGCUCGCCAACUAACCACUAG